AUGAGGCAGCUCUGCUCUGCUGCUCCAGCCCUGCUGCUGGGCACCCUCGCCGUGCUGUUCAAAAGGUCUCUGUCGGUGGACCAUGUACCCAUGCUGCUUUGGUCAACUCAGAGAUCACAGUGGAAUCCAGACACUGCUUUGCAUGAAGGACACAUCGUCUCAGCACAGGAGCUGACCACACUCUUGCAACCUGCUUUUACCCAAAAUUCCAGAAAUCUCAUCUUGUUCCUGCAAGAUACGCUUAGCGUAGAUGAUUUCACAUACCUCAGUGAAUCCUACGGUAACGAGAAUCCAUUUCAAAAUGUUCAGGAAAUUCUUCAGUCUUCUCCUUCAUCUUUAGUUCUGCCAGCUGUUGAUUGCGAAGCUACCAGGCAGCUUCUGAGCUUUCUUCAGGAGUCGAGAGAUUGGAAGUUAAUAAACACAACAAAUCUUAGUGUCUCUCAGCUGGAAGUGAAUACGUCUAAACCCAACUUACUGGUGGUUCAGCUACAACCGCUUGUCAGGAGAGCUCUACAACAGCUGCAUGAAGGCACUAGCCAGAUUUUUGUAAUUAAAAGGACACAAACGUCACCAGUGGCCAAUACAAAAAAAUUUGUGGGAGCCACUACAGGAUUUGUCGCCUGCAAGAAAGGUGGAUUUUUGGCAGGCUAUACUCGCACACUUCAUAAAACCAAGCCCAACUCCACCUCUUCCUGUUGCAAGUCUCCUACAGAACUGCAAGGUUCAAGUUUUCCCUUCAAGGGGAUAAGAGACAGGAGCAAUUCCUGCCCUGAGACAUCAGGGAGUCCAGGAGGAGAAACAAGAGAGACCCAACAGGGAAAUGGAGCAGACAAAGUCUGCAGAAGGCUGGAAACAUGGGAAAAGGGAAAGUUUUCUCAGAGGACAAGAGGAGAACAUGGUGAAGUGACAACUGCCAACAGGAUGCAAAAAACCCACUUGUCCAAGAGACAAGAAUAUUCUUUCAAACCUAUAGUUACCUGCCAUGUCCUAAAGCAGUGUCUUCAUAAAGGUAUGGAUGGGGAAGGUGUCGAGACUCAAGUUAGUGUCUGGCCUUUAACUUCACUCACCAGGUUUGUGACAACUCUAGGCUGCUCUCCAAGCUCCUGCUGCUCGCCUGCCAGUGCCCAGAGUGCUCAGCUCCUAAGCAAGGCACAGCCUCAGCACAGUGAGGGAGGAGGAAGACCACCUAACUGGGCUGUAACUGUUGACUCCACAGCUGAGGGAGGCAACAUAUACAGGGGAAAGCCUCAAUCAGGACAGCAGCUGAGGAAAUCACCGCAAGCAGGAGAGAAUCUGGAGCUUCAAGAGACAUGUAAAGCUGAUGCCAAGGAUUCAAUACUAGCAGAGGGCUCAAACACAGGGCAUCAAGGUUGUCAGUUCUGA
Messenger RNA from Tauraco erythrolophus (red-crested turaco), 1383 nucleotides. NCBI's taxonomy places the organism in Eukaryota, Metazoa, Chordata, Aves, Musophagiformes, Musophagidae. The record is from RefSeq and is a predicted model, not a curated record.